CAUGCCAUCUACGGAAAUCCUCAGAAGCUGGUUUUCGGAGCAGAAUUCGCGAACUCAGAGCAGUGUUUUUCUUCGAUUGCCAGAAGCAAAGAUGUGGAUCCGAGAUAGCAUCGCCUUGUUGGCAAUAGCCGUUCCGCUGACUGCGGCCUUAGACAACGGUCUCGCGUUGAAGCCUCCCAUGGGGUGGAUCUCAUGGGAACGAUUUAGAUGCGAAAUCGACUGCGAUCAGUAUCCGAAUGAUUGCAUCAGCGAGAACCUGUACAAACGAAUCGCGGACGAAUUGGUGGAUGGAGGCUACCGGGACGUCGGCUACGUCCAUGUCAAUAUCGACGACUGCUGGGCCCUGAAGGAGCGAGACUCUAAUGGGCGUAUGGUUGCCGAUCCCAAGCGAUUCCCAAGUGGCAUGAAAGGAUUGGCUAAAUACAUGCACGAUCGCGGACUCAAGCUUGGGAUCUACAGCGACGCUGGCAGCAAGACUUGCGCUGGAUAUCCUGGGAGCCGAGAUUACGAGGACAUUGAUGCCCAAACAUACGCGGACUGGGAUAUCGACAUGCUCAAGUACGAUGGAUGCUUCAUCGCCAACGAGGCCGACAUUCCCAACCUGUACAUGAAAAUGACUCAAGCCCUGAACAAGACGGGCAAACAAAUUGUUUACUCCUGCGAAUGGCCACUUUAUCAAAAAAAUACGGAACCUGAUUGGGGGAAGAUUGCCGCCUCCUGCAACCUCUGGAGAAACUAUGACGAUAUCGCAGACACCUUCGAAUCGGUCAAGAGAACCAUCGACGUCUUCGUCAAAAAUCAAGACCUUUACGUCAAGCAUCAGAAACCCGGAGCAUUCUUCGACCCAGACAUGCUCAUUCUCGGCGAUUACGGUUUGAGCAAAGACGAAGCCCGAGUGCAAAUGGCGAUAUGGGCCAUUUGGGGUGCGCCUCUCUUCAUGUCGAACGAUUUGGCAAAGAUCGAUGAGGAUUCCAAGAAGCUUCUGCUAAACAGAGGUGUCAUUGGAAUCAAUCAGGACCCAGAAGGCAUAAUGGGAAAAAUGAUCAAACAGGCUCGCGACGUGAGAAUCUUUGCCAAGCCCAUUCUGCCGAAAAGCGGAAGCUCUUAUUCAUUCGGAUUGGCUCUGAUCAACCUCUCUGAUGGCGGUAAUCCCCAACGAGUAAACCAGACCGCAUCGGAAUACGGUCUGACCGAUCCCCGAGGCUACCGAAUCACGGACGAGUUCGAUAACCUGGAACUCGGGAUCGUGAAGCCCGGGGAUUUCUUGGCGAUCGACGUGAACCCAUCGGGAGCAAGACUCCUGAAGGCGGUCCUGAUGUUUUCUACUCCAAAGGAAUAAAGGCAUUUCUGAGCGAGCGUUUUA
Galendromus occidentalis (western predatory mite) is the source of this 1363-nucleotide messenger RNA. Its product is annotated as alpha-N-acetylgalactosaminidase. Lineage: Eukaryota; Metazoa; Arthropoda; Arachnida; Mesostigmata; Phytoseiidae. Bases 2 to 1339 code for a protein of 445 amino acids. Gene Ontology annotation, molecular function: alpha-galactosidase activity. The transcript has 7 exons. Gene Ontology annotation, cellular component: cytoplasm. Gene Ontology annotation, biological process: oligosaccharide metabolic process; glycoside catabolic process. The record is from RefSeq and is a predicted model, not a curated record.